AAAACUGUCGUUCAGACGUCUAGUCAUUGCAGACGUCGUUGAGAGUGAUAUUGUCUCAAUAUGACAUCUCGAGAUCUGGCGUUAGCCGCUGUCUUCGUGAUCAUGGCCUAUGUGGUUUCAGGCUGUGAAGAAAAAAAGACUAAGAUAACCUGUGAGCAUCAAACCGCUAGAAUCGAUUGCAAGGCAGGAUACAUCUUCAUUCAUCAGGCAUCCUACGGUAGAAACAACCGUCAGACUUGCCCCAGCCCAUUAAUCCGGCAAACAAGCAACUGCAGAUCUGACAUCUCUCUGCAAGAGGUCCGCAAAGCGUGCCAAGGGCAUCACCGUUGCUCCAUUAUUGCCAGCAAUGGUGUCUUUGGAGAUCCUUGUUUUGGAACGUUCAAGUACUUGCAAUUUGCCUACUCGUGCUGGCUAGCGCCUAGGAUGAAGAUCACCCGCCGUGCGUGUGAAGGAACUACACUCCGAUUGUAUUGCCCGUUUGGAUACAAGAUCAGAAUUUCUGAAGCUAUCUAUGGAAGAACAUCGUAUCACCCUUGCAUACACACACAUCGUCACAACCUCAAGUGCAGAGCAGCAAAGUCUUACGGCAUAGUUAAAUCCCAGUGUGAUGGUAAGAACCGCUGCUAUGUUAGGGCAUCAAACAGUGUCUUUGGUGACCCUUGCUAUGGAACUUAUAAAUACCUUCAAGUAGACUAUGUGUGUUUCAAGUAAAGCAGCUGAAAAAGACAGUGCAAGUGCAGUAUGGCUGCAGAAACACUUGGGAACAUAAACGUGUACUACUAGUAGAUAAUUUGACUGACACAGAGAAUUCAUUCUAGAUGUAAUUUAGAGUUGAUCAUCAUGGAGCACAAAAAAGUAGUACACGCCAUUGUAGCUAAAUUGUUUGAAAGAGUGCACAUGUAUGUGACGCCAUUAUGGCUAAGAAUGUUUGAAGUUUAGUUCAUAAUUC
Messenger RNA from Corticium candelabrum, 949 nucleotides. Its product is annotated as L-rhamnose-binding lectin CSL3-like. The record is from RefSeq and is a predicted model, not a curated record. NCBI's taxonomy places the organism in Eukaryota, Metazoa, Porifera, Homoscleromorpha, Homosclerophorida, Plakinidae. The transcript is spliced from 7 exons. Gene Ontology annotation, molecular function: carbohydrate binding. The coding region runs from base 61 to 711 and encodes 216 amino acids.